This is a messenger RNA of Lepus europaeus (European hare), 1180 nucleotides long. RefSeq names its product fibroblast growth factor 5 (gene FGF5). NCBI's taxonomy places the organism in Eukaryota, Metazoa, Chordata, Mammalia, Lagomorpha, Leporidae. Gene Ontology annotation, molecular function: growth factor activity; fibroblast growth factor receptor binding. Gene Ontology annotation, cellular component: cytoplasm. The record is from RefSeq and is a predicted model, not a curated record. Gene Ontology annotation, biological process: positive regulation of gene expression; animal organ morphogenesis; regulation of cell migration. The transcript has 3 exons. The coding region runs from base 84 to 890 and encodes 268 amino acids.
GCCAGAGGCACGCAGCCGCGCGGGGGCUACGGAGCCCAGAAGCAGCCCUACAAGAUGCACUUAGGACCCCCGCGGCUGGAAGAAUGAGCUUGUCCUUCCUCCUCCUCCUCUUCUUCAGCCACCUGAUCUUCAGCGCCUGGGCUCAAGGGGAGAAGCGCCUCGCCCCCAAAGGGCAACCCGGACCCGCGGCCGCCGACAGGAACCUGGGAGGCUCCAGCAGCAGCAGGAGCGCCGGUAGCACCUCGUCUUCCUCUUCUGCCUCGUCGGCUCCCGCGGCUUCUCUGGGCAGCCAAGGCAGCGGCUUGGAGCAGAGCAGUUUUCAGUGGAGCCCCUCGGGGCGCCGGACCGGCAGCCUGUACUGCAGAGUAGGCAUCGGUUUCCAUCUGCAGAUCUACCCGGAUGGCAAAGUCAAUGGCUCCCACGAAGCCAAUAUGUUAAGUAUUUUGGAAAUAUUUGCUGUGUCUCAGGGGAUUGUAGGAAUACGAGGAGUUUUCAGCAACAAAUUUUUAGCGAUGUCAAAAAAAGGAAAACUCCAUGCAAGUGCCAAGUUUACAGAUGACUGCAAGUUCAGGGAGCGAUUUCAAGAGAACAGCUAUAAUACCUACGCCUCAGCAAUACACAGAACGGAGAGAACAGGGCGGGAGUGGUAUGUGGCCUUGAACAAACGAGGGAAAGCAAAGCGAGGCUGCAGCCCACGGGUCAAACCUCAGCACGUCUCUACCCAUUUUCUACCAAGAUUCAAGCAGUCGGAGCAGCCAGAACUUUCCUUUACUGUUACUGUUCCUGAAAAGAAAAAGCCACCCAACCCCAUCAAGCCAAAGGUUCCCCUUUCUGCACCUCGGAGAAGUCCCAACACAGUGAAAUACAGACUCAAGUUUCGCUUUGGAUGAUCUUCACCUUGGCCUUGUGAGAAACCUUCUUUCCCCUCAGGAGUUCCCAUAGGUGUCUUCAGAGUUCUGAAGGAAGAGUUGUGGACAUAGCCUCGGCUGUCUUUACGAUGUAUUGAAAUCAGGUCAUUUGUUUCAGUUUGACUGAAACAAAAAUGUUUUUGGAUAGGAAUGGAACUGGAAUUCUUUGUUCCAAUACAGGAGCACACUGCAUCAGUUCCGUGAGACAUAAAGCCUUUUGCUUUAUGCUUAGGGGGUAUUUAGAAUUCUGCAUUUUCAGAAAGUCAAAUAGC